AUGACAGGGGCGAUCAUGGAUGUGAUCCUCGCAGAAGUCGAGGAUGAGAUUGCGGGAAUGAUGUGCGACUCCUACGGCAACUACCUCUGUAGUGCAGCAUUUCAGGCAUGCUCUCCCAGGCAGAGAAAGCGGAUCCUUGAGAAGCUCUCACCACAAGUUGCCGCCAUCGCGUGCGACAAGCGUGGGACACAUGCUCUGCAGGCUCUCAUUGGCUUGCUGCAGCUCGAAGAGGAACAGCAGCUGCUGAUGAACGCUAUCAAGAGCCGCGUCAUCGAACUGAGUAUGGAUCCAAACGGCACGCACGUGGUCCAAAGGCUUCUUUGUUGCUUUCUCCCUUCAGUCACAGAGUGGAUCUACAUUGCCAUCAAUGAUCGAAUGAUCGAAGUGGCGCAUCACCCGUACGGGCUGUGCGUGCUCAAGAAGUGCAUAUCGCAGGCGAAACCAGCCUCAAAGCACCAGGACAUGCUAUUGAAGCAGCUUGCCCGACAUGCAAUGGAUUUAGUCCAGAGUCCUUACGGGAACUAUGCGAUCCAGCAUGCGCUGGAGGAGUGGGGAGGCAACUGCUGCCAGCCGAUUCUGCACAAGCUAGAGGGCCGGAUGAUGCAGCUUAGCAUCCAGAAGUUCUCCUCCAACGUGGUUGAAAAGCUUUUCUGCUCGGCGCCAGCGGACUUCCGCGACCGCUUCAUCGCGGAGCUCGUCGAAAGCGAGAAGAUGUCAGUUUUGGUCAAUAGCAACUAUGGGCACUAUGUUGCCAAGCGAGCUUUGCAAAUGGCUACUCCUGAGCAGAGUCGUGCACUCCUUGAGGCAAUCAAGGCCAACCUGUCAAUAUUGCCGAACCGUCGGUUGCGAGUGAAGUGGGAGAAGGUCAUGAGCGGGCAAGGUGAUUUCGAUGACGAUGAUGUGCCAGAUACACUGAAACCUGCCAUGCCACAGCCUCAAAAGGCUUCUGUCAAGCGCCGCAGUGCAAGGCCUCGGCGCGGGAGAGGAGACGUGGGAGUUGCAGAACAGUAG
Symbiodinium sp. CCMP2456 is the source of this 1011-nucleotide messenger RNA. Lineage: Eukaryota; Dinophyceae; Suessiales; Symbiodiniaceae. The record is from the annotation of a GenBank genome assembly.